AGGUCAGGAAGUAAACAUUGAUGGUCGGCUUCCUUCAUGUCCGGCUGUCUUGGGGUCACCAGCGGCGGGACCGGGUAGGGAAAUAUUGUGAGAACUUGAAGAGGGAGGUGGGUGAGGGUGAAGAACCCCGAGAAGUGGACCAAAGGCUCCUAACUGUUACAAAUAUCCUCACGAGAUUGAUGAACGCCAGGUUGAGGAGGGAACGGGGAUCUAGAAGGAAGCCGCCGUCCUAGGCCUCAGUCGUAGUACCUGUGCCCAGUCAGACCAGGACUGUGUCUUCAGUGGUUUUUAAAAGAAGGCCAGAUAACCAUGUCAGCUGCAGCCAUGGAUGCAGGUAAUGCGGCCACCCUUUCGGGGUCCAAAGAAAUGAGUUUGGAGGAACCAAAGAAGAUGACCAGAGAGGACUGGAGAAAGAAGAAGGAGCUAGAAGAACAGCGAAAAUUGGGUAAUGCCCCUGCAGAAGUUGAUGAAGAAGGAAAAGACAUCAAUCCUCAUAUUCCUCAGUAUAUUUCUUCAGUGCCAUGGUAUAUUGAUCCCUCAAAAAGGCCUACUUUAAAGCACCAGAGACCACAGCCAGAGAAACAAAAGCAGUUCAGCUCAUCUGGAGACUGGUACAAGAGGGGUGUAAAAGAGAAUUCCAUAACUACUAAGUACCGCAAAGGAGCAUGCGAAAACUGUGGAGCCAUGACGCACAAAAAGAAAGACUGCUUUGAGAGACCUAGGCGAGUUGGAGCAAAAUUUACAGGUACUAACAUAGCUCCAGAUGAACACCUCCAGCCUCAGCUGAUGUUUGACUAUGAUGGGAAGAGGGAUCGGUGGAAUGGCUACAAUCCAGAAGAACACAUGAAAAUUGUAGAAGAGUAUGCGAAAGUUGAUCUGGCAAAACGAACGCUGAAAGCCCAAAAACUCCAAGAAGAAUUAGCCUCAGGAAAAUUAGUGGAACAGGCUAAUUCUCCAAAACACCAGUGGGGAGAAGAGGAACCAAAUUCUCAGACGGAAAAAGAUCAUAACAGUGAAGAUGAGGAUGAAGAUAAAUAUGCAGAUGAUAUUGACAUGCCUGGACAGAAUUUUGACUCUAAGAGACGAAUUACUGUCCGGAAUCUCAGGAUUCGAGAAGAUAUUGCAAAAUAUUUGCGGAAUUUAGAUCCAAAUUCUGCUUACUAUGAUCCCAAAACUAGAGCGAUGAGAGAGAAUCCCUAUGCCAAUGCAGGAAAGAAUCCAGAUGAAGUGAGCUACGCGGGGGAUAACUUUGUUAGAUACACAGGUGAUACCAUUUCAAUGGCUCAGACACAAUUGUUCGCUUGGGAAGCCUAUGACAAAGGGUCUGAAGUGCAUCUGCAAGCUGAUCCUACAAAACUAGAGCUGUUGUAUAAGUCCUUCAAAGUCAAGAAAGAAGACUUCAAAGAACAGCAGAAAGAAAGCAUCCUGGAAAAGUACGGUGGCCAAGAACACUUGGAUGCCCCUCCAGCUGAACUGCUUUUAGCUCAGACCGAAGACUACGUGGAGUACUCAAGACAUGGGACAGUCAUCAAAGGACAGGAGCGGGCUGUUGCCUCCUCCAAGUAUGAGGAGGAUGUGAAGAUCCACAAUCAUACGCAUAUCUGGGGCUCUUACUGGAAAGAAGGCCGAUGGGGAUACAAAUGCUGUCACUCUUUUUUCAAGUUUUCCUAUUGUACUGGAGAAGCUGGGAAGGAGACUGCUAAUUCAGAGGAGUGUAUUAUAAAUGAUACAAUUGGAGAAGAAUCUGUGAAAAAACCUCAGACCCUCAUGGAGAUGCAUCAGGAAAAACUAAAAGAGGAGAAAAAGAAGAAAAAGAAGAAGAGGAAGCAUCGAAAGAGCAGUUCAGAGAGUGAUGACGAAGAAAAGAAACACGAAAAAUUGAAAAAGGCACUGAAUGCAGAGGAGGCCCGUCUUCUUCAUGUCAAGGAGAUCAUGCAGAUUGAUGAGAGGAAGCGGCCUUACAGUAGCAUAUAUGAAACUCGGGAACCCACUGAAGAGGAAAUGGAGGCCUACAGAAUGAAACGUCAGAGGCCAGAUGACCCCAUGGCCUCCUUCCUCGGACAGUAGUAACUGGUCACAGAUGGUCACCGAAGAUAGACUCUGCUGAUACAUUCUUUUAGAUUCUUGCUGAUGAUUAUCAAUAGAAAAAUCUGUAUCUACUCUCCUUGCUGCCUGACUUUAAAGCAUCCAGAAGACUUAUAGUAAAUUCAUUCCUUUCCACACUGAAGAAACAGAGAAGAAAAAAAAGCGGUACAUUAAGUGCAGAUUAAGAUUUUAUUUCCAAUUUUAUAUUAGUGAUGUGGAAAAAGGUCUUGGCUCUCCACCUAUCACAGAUAUCUUAACAUUUAUUUAUUAAGUUUCAAACUUUAUUUCCUCAAUUUUUAUGGCCCUUUAUGUAGUGUUAGCACUCAUUUUGAAGGCAGUUAGUUACUCUUUCUCAAAACAAGGGCUUCAUUUUUUUUAAAUUAGUAGUAACUAUAACUGUAGUUAUUUGAUAAUCAUUUCUUCUUGCCUUCUCAGAUUUUUCUGAUCUAAAGCUAAUAUCCUGUCUUGAGCUCUGGGUUACUGAAAGGACUGUAGAACGUGUGAAAACUUUAUCCCUGAUGUCAGUCUGUGUAGUAAUAAUUCUGUUUUCCACUUGGUUAUAAAAUUUUGAUUUUCAGAACAUUUCCUUGUACCUUAUACUCAGAACUAAAUGCGUUAGCCUUUGCAUGGAAAAAAAACUAUUUUCUCACCCUUGAGUCAGUGUUAGUACUAGGUCUUUUACCAUUCCGGACAUGAGUGUUUAGACACAGAAAUCCUUUUCUUUAGCAUAGAGGAUAUGGUCUGUGAUACUAAUUGCUGUUUUAAUUGUGAUUGCCUUUAUAUAACAGUCAUGAAUAUUAGAUUUUUUUUUUUUUUUAAUUUUUAUUUUUUUUGGCUGUGUUGGGUCUUCGCCUCCGUGCGAGGGCUUUCUCCAGUUGUGGCAAGCGGGGGCCACUCUUCAUCGCGGUGCGCGGGCCUCUCACCAUCGCGGCCUCUCUUGCUGCGGAGCACAGGCUCCAGAUGCGCAGGCCCAGCAGUUGUGGCUCACGGGCCCAGUCACUCCGCGACAUAUGGGAUCCUCCCAGACCGGGGCUCGAACCCGUGUCCCCUGCAGUGGCAGACAGACUCUCAACCACUGCGCCACCAGGGAAGCCCGAAUAUUAGAUUUUUAAAAGAUUGUAGAAUAUCUCUUGCACCUAAUCUUCAUAGCCAGCAGGUGUCUCUGUAAAAUUUGCAAAAAAGCAAAACCUGAAGUUGAAGGUUUCUUCAAAGAAUUACAAGUAUAGCUUGUAGGGCUAUUAGUAACUGAGAUCACCACGAUUUUUAGCCUUCUUCUAAGAACACUGUGAAGAUAGUACUGACAGUGAGAGUGGGAUCAGUGAAAACAGCCUGUUUAAAACCCCUGACACAAGGAUAUUGACUUUUAACAGCUCACUGGCUUUUCUAAACUACCAAAACCCACUAGAAUAUUGCAUUAAGUUAGCAUCUCAGAAAUAGUGCUGGUGGGAGAGUAACUGAAUCAAAUUGUCAAGUUCUGUGGAUAUACAUGGUAUCUAGAUUCAGACCAGUAUGAAAUUAAAACAGCAAUGCAAAUACAUCGAAUUCUUACCUACUUUAAGAAUGUCAAAAAUUGACGUUUUCAUAUUCCUACCUUAACAUAGGAUGGUUCAACAUAGUCUGAUAUUAGUGUCUAUUUUGUAUUUUAUUUAUCUUUUGUUAAUAAAGAUAUAUAACUGAGAAUACUUAACUGUGAGUGGUUUGUAGCAUUAUUUCAAAUAUUUGGGGACUUCCCUGGUGGUCCAGUGGGUAAGACUCCACGCUCCCAAUGCAGGGGGCCCAGGUUCGAUCUCUGGUCAGGGAACCAGAUCCCGCAUGCAUGCCGCAACUAAGAGUCCACAUGCCACAACUAAAGAUCCCGCGUGCCACAACCAAGACCUGGCACAGCCUAAAUAAAUAAAUAAUAUUUAAAAAAAAAAACAAAAAACAAAUACCUGGCAGAAAAGUGAUCUAUAGGACUGGCAGGAAGCCUGGCUUAGCUUCUGUGCAUUUGAAUUAGAAAAUUUCAGGAGGGACUUCCCUGGUGCUCUAGUGGGUAAGACUCCAUGCUCCCAAUACAGGGGGUCUGGGUUCGAUCCCUGGUUGGGAAACUAGAUUCCACAUGCCGCAACUAAAAAAAAAGAUCCUGCAUGCAGCAACUAAAGAUCCCGUGUGCCACAACUAAGACCCAGCACAGCCUAAAUAAAUAAAUAAAAUUUUUUUUUAAACAAUUUCAGGACUCUUUAAAAAAUGUGUCACCUAACAUUUCUGGGCUUCUGUUCCCUCUUCUGUGAAACCUAAUUUACUCUGAUUUUAGGAAGAAUUCUAUAAUAUAUGAAAUCAUGUCUUAUUUCUGUUUCCUUUUGGAUAAAAGAUAACAUCUACGACAUUACUCAAGAUAUGAACUUUGAUUUUAUUAUCUCAAUUAUAACUGCCUUUUGAGUGCUGGAACUAUGUAAUGUAAUUUUCACAUGUUAUCUCCUCAAAAGAAUUUCAUGGGGUGAGUAAUGGAUGAUAUCCAUAUUUCACAGUAAGCAUAAGGACUUAAUGAGUCCAGAUGGUUUGCUCAAGUCCUAACAGUAAAAAGUGUUGGGGCCAGAACAUAAACCCAAGUCUCUGACUCUAAAGCCUACUCCUUUCUCUAGCAUUUAAGGCCCAGGUUUCUGGGCCAAGCUGGUCUUUUGCAAUUUCUCUCAUUGACAGAAACUUUAAGCAGGCUCUCAAUCUUUUUAUCAGGUUCACCCUCAAUACCUGAAAAUAAAGUAUCUGUCCCACAUUCUUUGCCACUUCCCCCUCUCCUAGCCUUGUGGGAUGCUUCUCCCAAGACUAACUAUACAAAAAUGAGUAAAAUGUGAUUUCAUUAAAUACCCUCAAAAUAGGAAAGUGGGCUAUAUUUAAGUUUGUUUCUUUCAACUUUUUCUCAUUUCUACUUUAGGGUUUUUCUCUGAAAUCUCUCUAAUAUGGGUUUAUUUCUCUAGGAGUCUGUUGUUAAAAAGAAUUUUAAAUAAAAUUUAAAAUCGUUUCUCUAA
Molecule: messenger RNA, 5090 nt
Organism: Balaenoptera ricei (Rice's whale)
Lineage: Eukaryota; Metazoa; Chordata; Mammalia; Artiodactyla; Balaenopteridae
Gene: SLU7
Product: SLU7 homolog, splicing factor
Exons: 16
Coding region: 310-2067 (585 amino acids)
Biological process (GO): mRNA splicing, via spliceosome
Cellular component (GO): spliceosomal complex
Molecular function (GO): pre-mRNA 3'-splice site binding
Source: RefSeq, a predicted model, not a curated record